CGUGUUAAUGUAGCAAGUAAGUAAUAAAAAAAAAUUAAGAAUAAAACUCCCAUAUAUCUCUGACACACAGUAAUUCUUCCAAACCCUUUCUUUGGCGGCUUUCAAUUUUUCGAACCCCCAAAACCCUAGUUUCAGUUCGAUUUAUUCUCUAAUAAUUACACUCGCGCAUAGUUUCACGCGUCUUAUCAUUCAUGAUCCUAUUUAUUUAUUUGGUUUGAAAGAAAUUAAGUAAGACAAAGUGGGUUGUGACUGGGUGGGGAAAGAGAGAAAGUAAUAAUGGAGGAAUCGUUAGGGCAGAAAUGGAAGCAGCCAGAGUUCGCUUUGGCAUCAGUUUCCGACCUCUCUUUGGCUCCUUCUUCUUCGGCUUCGCCGGGAAUUGCUCGCUUCAACUCUGACGGUCUCCAAAUUCAUCACCAAUCUCACCAGAUUCCAUUCAAUGUUGAUCCUCGAACUGUUCAGUUAUUCAAGGUGAGUCCUGUUCUAUCGGUUUGCUUGGUGGAAGGAUCCGAUGUUGGUAAAAAGACAUUGUAUUCCAGGGGAGUCACAAUCCAGUUUAGAAAUGAUGAGGAGAGUGCAGCCUUCCAUUGUGUAGUUCAACAGUGGAAGAAGGAAGUAAAUGCUCAAGAAGGAAAUGGACGAAAUGGAACUAUUACAACUUCUAAAAGCAAAUUUGAUGAUAAGAUAGAGUCAUCAUCUUCUAAAAUGUAUUUUCAUUAUUAUGGACAACUUCUGCAUCAGCAAAAUAUGUUGCAGGACUAUGUGCGGACAGGGACCUAUCAUGCUGCUGUUCUUGAGAACCGUACUGAUUUCAUUGGUCGUGUUGUAGUUGAUGUGGGUGCUGGUAGUGGUAUUUUGUCAUUAUUUGCUGCUCAGGCUGGUGCAAAACAUGUUUAUGCUGUGGAAGCAUCUGAAAUGGCAGAAUAUGCACGGAAACUUAUAGCUGGAAACCCAACACUGGCUCAACGAAUUACAGUGAUCAAAGGCAAAGUUGAGGAUGUUGAAUUACCAGAGAAAGCAGAUAUUCUGAUAUCUGAGCCCAUGGGCACCUUGUUAGUCAAUGAAAGAAUGCUGGAGUCUUAUGUCAUUGCCAGAGAUAGAUUUCUGGUUCCUGCUGGAAAAAUGUUUCCAGCUGUGGGAAGGAUUCACAUGGCACCUUUCACUGAUGAAUAUUUGUUUAUUGAAAUUGCUAAUAAGGCCCUGUUCUGGCAGCAGCAAAACUAUUAUGGUGUUGAUUUAACACCCCUACAUGGGACUGCAUUUCAAGGAUACUUUUCUCAGCCUGUGGUGGAUGCUUUUGAUCCAAGAUUGUUAAUAGCUCCUUCAAUGUUCCAUGUGAUAGACUUCACCAAAAUAAAGGAGGAGGAACUGUAUGAAAUUGAUAUUCCUCUGAGAUUCAUAGCCUCUGUGGGCACCAGAGUGCAUGGGUUGGCAUGUUGGUUUGAUGUGCUAUUCGAUGGAAGUACUGUGCAAAGGUGGCUUACCACUGCUCCUGGGUCACCAACAACUCAUUGGUACCAGUUACGCUGUGUUCUCUCUCAACCAAUUUAUGUCAUGGCAGGACAAGAAAUUACUGGCAGGCUUCACUUGAUUGCCCACAAUGCACAGAGUUAUACAAUAUACUUGACAUUGUCAGCUAAAAUGUGGGGUCCUGGUGCUGAACAAGGAGGAAUUCUUCAAACAUCAUCCUGUAAACUUGAUCUAAAAGAACCUUACUAUAGAAUGUCUCAACCGCAAGCUUAUGCAUUAGCUCAAGAUCAGCAAUCUCAACCACUUAUACAAACACAGGAUAUACAUAUUCAAUCUCAGGAUUUGGAUGAACCAGAAAUAGUGCAACAGCCUUCGCUUAAUUCAUGUGCUCAGAUUGAUUCACUGAUGCGGAAUGUUUAACUUGAUAAAUCCUAACCCAAAUUUCUGUUUGUAACAUGAAUUUACCAUGUUGCAGCAAGUUGGGGGCCGUUUGUCUGUAUUUGGACAUCCCCCUUGCCUGUAAAUUAUCAACAUUGUUUUCAAUUUAUUGCGGGUGAUUGUGACCCAUUCACUCGAUUGCAUAUUUUAACAAACAAUAUAUCGGAUUCUUAUGCCUGGCAAAUUUAGGAAUUUACUUAGCUUGUUGAGCUCAAAUUUGCCCUUGUAAGGCUAUCAACGUUUGCAGAGAAUGAGGACUCGUCCUAAACAUACUCUCUGCUUGUACUAGUGAUUGGGCUAAUUAAAGCCAUGCUUUUCAAUGCAUGAUUAUUUAUUAAUUUA
Molecule: messenger RNA, 2247 nt
Organism: Glycine soja
Lineage: Eukaryota; Viridiplantae; Streptophyta; Magnoliopsida; Fabales; Fabaceae
Product: probable histone-arginine methyltransferase 1.4
Exons: 15
Coding region: 277-1887 (536 amino acids)
Biological process (GO): peptidyl-arginine methylation
Molecular function (GO): protein-arginine N-methyltransferase activity
Source: RefSeq, a predicted model, not a curated record